This is a messenger RNA of Micropterus salmoides (largemouth bass), 2173 nucleotides long. RefSeq names its product NFIL3 like protein-like. Gene Ontology annotation, biological process: circadian rhythm; regulation of DNA-templated transcription. Gene Ontology annotation, molecular function: DNA-binding transcription factor activity; DNA binding. The record is from RefSeq and is a predicted model, not a curated record. The transcript has 2 exons. Gene Ontology annotation, cellular component: nucleus. Bases 262 to 1527 code for a protein of 421 amino acids. Lineage: Eukaryota; Metazoa; Chordata; Actinopteri; Centrarchiformes; Centrarchidae.
AGGAGGGGGGCCGGUCACACAGGGUGAGGAUCCGACCCCGGCUGAACCGAUGAUCGGGAAGAAACGAGAGAUGCGGAGCAUUUGAGGAGCAGAAACCUCCAGACGGGCCGUGAAGCUCCGCAUGCGUCCUCUCUCUGAGAUUUUCAUCAAGAGGUUCAACACAUGUUUGAUUUGGAAGGGGUGCCAUUACAGCUCACUUCAGCCCAAACCACAGUCUCUCAUCCUCACACAGCUCCCUGAAGUCUCAAAUCAGGAGUGAACAUGACGGGUCAGACCGUGGGAGGUGUCAUCCAGGAUCGGUCAGUGCCCUCACUGGUGGCUGUGGAGGGACUGGAGUCCAGGCCUCUGGGAGGGGCCGGGUCCUUCACUGAUGAGACUGUUUCCAUUCUGACCUCCACAAGCCAGCUGGCCCGAACCCUCCUGGGCCACACCUUUGGCCUCAAACGCAAAGAGAACCUUGACAACUGUGAAGCUAGGGCUGGUAGCAGCUGCGAUGAAGACAAUAGCAACAAUGCACGUCGCAAACGUGAAUUCAUCCAAGACGAGAAGAAGGAUGAAGGCUAUUGGGACAAGAGGAGAAAAAACAACGAGGCAGCCAAGCGGUCCAGAGAGAAGCGACGUGUCAAUGAUAUGGUCCUGGAGAGGCGAGUCCUGGGCCUGCUGGAGGAGAACGCCCGCCUGAGGGCCGAGCUAUUGGCCCUGAAGUUUCGUUUUGGCCUAGUCAAGGAUCCAUCUGACGUGUCCAUCCUGCCACUGUCUGCGUCCCUCUGUGCUCACCCAAAACCCAGUGCAGCACAUUUCUACCAGCCUCACACUGGUGGAUCGUCAUACCUCCUCACACAGCCCAGCGCCAGCACACCACACAUUGACCCUACCCCUCCGCAGCAGGCGGCCAUCUAUGGGCCGAGGGUAACAGGGAUUCUGUCAAGUCAGAGUGUAUCCGAGGAGUCCGGUGUCUCCACCUCAUGUAGCUCAAAUGUGGGCAGCCCUGUGUUUUUUGAUGGCACACUAAGUGAGCAUGGUGGGCCUUCUCCGAGGGGGAUGGUGGAGGAGCAGCAGGGCUACGACUCCCAUCUCACUCCUCUGGAGGUCAAUGAGAGUCCUUAUGUAAACAGGCAAGACUCACUUGAGGGUUUGAGGAGCCUCCCGCACAAGCUCCGUUUCAAAGGUCCCGGUGGUUGCAGUGACGGAGCGGAGAUGUCUCCACCCUCUGAUACCAGACACGGUGGACAGCCUGUAGCCACAGUGGGGCCAAACAUCCAGGGGAGGAACCACCAGCAUGCGGGGUGGGACAGUCGGACAGAGAGUCAGGCUCCUUGGUCCAGGGAGGAGGUCUGUGGUGGACAUGUGCAGCAGUAUCAGGGUCCGUCCUCUGGAUAUUAUAACUCCUCCUCUCUGCAGAACUCCAGGGACACCAAGUAUUUGACAGAGGACAGCAGUCUCAGGUCUCAGAUCAGCUGUUUGUCUCAGGAAGUGGCUCAGCUGAAGAGGCUCUUCUCUCAGCAGCUGCUCCCUAAGAUCGCUUAAAACCUGAGCCCAAGAAGAUCAGUUCUGCACUAAAAUUAAUAGACAGAAUUCACACUACAUCUUUCCAAACCAUCAAUCACACAGCGUGGCCCCAGUGUAAACAGCUACCACGGAAGUGACAAACCAAUUUAUUUAUGACAUCUGUUUCACACUAAAAGUGAUUUCUGUGAGUCAUCACGUGUCCUUUCAUUUUGUUGAUUACCUGAGAUUUGAAGGACAUUUCUGAAUACUUUACUGAACAGGUCUGUCAGAAACACUGGAUGAACAUAAAACACAAAGCACUUAUCAUUUGUAACACUUUAAUCUCACAUUGUUCACUUGAUUCAUAUUUGUAAAUGCCAUUUUUGUCUUCUUUGGGACAGCAUACAGUUUAUAGGCCUUUCAACAUAAACACUUUAUCAAUAUUACCUUGUGUUAAAUAUACUGUGUUAAAACACAGCACAAAUGUGUUUUAAGCCUUUUUGGCAGUCCACUUGUCUUUGUAAUCUUAAUGCGGUGUUUACUGUAUUUAUAUCUGGUUUAUCUUAUGAAAGCAAGGUCCAUACAAGUGUGUAUUUCAUCUUUGUUCAGAAUUAUAAUUGAAGUGAAUUGUACUUGGAAAUAAAAUAACUCUUUUUAAUAAAAGACUGGUGAAUCUUUUAUGACA